Messenger RNA from Dreissena polymorpha, 1291 nucleotides. RefSeq names its product mediator of RNA polymerase II transcription subunit 15-like. Lineage: Eukaryota; Metazoa; Mollusca; Bivalvia; Myida; Dreissenidae. The transcript has 9 exons. Bases 56 to 994 code for a protein of 312 amino acids. The record is from RefSeq and is a predicted model, not a curated record.
CAGUUUCAAUGUCUUUCAAUUCAGUUCCCAGGGUCAAACCUCUGUGGGGUCGCCCAUGUCCAUGAUGACCUCCCCCACCCCACAGAUCGUACCAUCUCCACGGCAGCCAGGCAGCAUGCCCACCAGUGUGCCGUCACCCAGCAACAUGCUCAACACUCCAGGUAACCCAGGCUCAGUUGGGGCAGCCCCUAGCCCUGCUGACCCUUCCAAUGACCCCUACCUGGAGAAACUCAAGUCUCUUUCCAUAUACCUGGAACCCCUGCGAAGGAUGAUCAAGAAAUCAGAGGACGCCAAAGGUUCGGCCACUGAGCAGCGACAACAGGAGAUCAACAAGCUCCUCAAGCUGCAUGAGAUACUCACCAACCCUGUCAAACGAGUGAGUUUAGAAACACUCAUGAAGUGUGAGCAGGCUUUGGAAAGAAUGACGAAAUUUACCUCCACACCAGUUGUGCAGCCACCGCCCGUGAUGCCCCAGGUACACAUGUGUCAGCCCCUACUUGACUCUGUAGGAGCCCUUAUCACGUCCUCCACCUUCAACCACACUCUACAGAAGACAUUCGGGCCUGCGAUGUCAGCCAUAUUUGGAAAUCCCAUUAGAGUCCCCAGCCCUCCGCCCAAGAGGAGGUGUGUGGAGGUGAAGAGCUCCAUCCCAGACAUCCUACAGGGGGAGCUUGCGAGACUCGACCCUCGCUUCAAUGUCAAACUUGACCCGAUGCAGCAUGCUGGCUCCCAUGACAUCCAUCUUGUAUGCAGGCUAGACGAUGACAACCUGCCUGGUGUUCCCCCCAUACUGAUCACGGUCCCAAAUGAUUACCCCAGCAAUAGUCCAGAGUGCUCCAUGGUCCGUAAAGACUAUGAGGGCUCCCCAUUCCUGCUCUCCAUUCAGCGGUCUCUGGUCAGCCAUCUUGUGGACCUUCCUAGCAUUUUCAACUUCACCUCCCUACUCAACAUGUGGGAAAUGAGCGUGAGAAAGGCAUGUGCCCCCAACAGCUGAAUGGAUGACAGAGGGAACACACAUGGUUCUUCUCUUCAGAAUGGCAGAGAUCUGUGCAGACUGCACAGGGUUAUCUGGGACGACACUAAGCGAAUGGAUUAAGCCAAGUUUACCCAGAACGAGGCUCAUUUAUGUGUGCAAAGCCAGUGAUGAUCUACAGAUUCGAACAUUGAUACAAAGUUCUGGCCUGCUUCUGAUUGGACAUCAUAUAAUUUCAAUAUUUGUUGAACAAAUUGUUCUUGAAGUGCACAGUCAGUGACUGGUUGUCAAUUGGGAAAUAAAUGUAUAUAAUUUUUA